AUGCGUGAAAUUAUCAGUAUUCAUAUUGGUCAAGCUGGUGUUCAAGUAGGUAAUGCCUGUUGGGAACUCUAUUGUUUGGAACAUGGUAUUAAUCGUGAUGGAACGAUUCCAGAGGGUGCAGCAGCCGUUAAGCAUGCCGAUGAAGUAAAGAGCAGAAGUUCCGGUGGUUCAUUCGGUACUUUCUUUAGUGAAUCCUCCAAUAAGAACAAGGUGGUGCCACGUGCUGUCUUUGUCGAUCUCGAACCAACCGUCAUUGAUGAGGUGCGUACCGGUCCAUACCGUUCGUUGUUCCACCCGGAGCAGCUAAUUACCGGAAAGGAGGAUGCCGCCAACAAUUACGCUCGUGGUCACUACACUGUCGGUAAGGAACAUCUCCAAGUCACACUGGAUCGUAUCCAAAAGUUGGUGGACGACUGCGAUGGUCUCCAAGGAUUCAUGGUGUUCCACUCGGUCGGUGGUGGUACCGGUUCCGGUUUCGGAUCGCUUCUUCUCCAGCAACUCUCACACGACUACGGUAAGAAGUCGAAGCUCGAUUUCUGUGUCUAUCCAUCGCCACAGGUAUCGACUGCCGUUGUCGAGCCAUACAAUUCAGUGUUAUCGACCCACGCUCUUCUCGAGCAUACCGACGUCGCCUUUAUGCUCGACAAUGAGGCGAUCUACGAUAUCUGUCGCCGUUCUUUGAAUAUCGAUCGUCCAUCCUACAGCAAUUUGAAUCGUUUGGUAGCUCAGGUCAUUUCCUCGCUAACUUCCAGCUUGCGUUUCGAUGGAUCGUUGAACGUCGAUAUUAACGAGUUCCAAACCAACUUGGUACCAUUCCCAAGAAUCCACUUCUUGCUCUGCUCAUACGCACCUGUCGUCACCAAAGAAAAGGCAGGACACGAACAAUUCUCAGUUAGUGCACUCACCAACGCCGUCUUUGAACAACAAAACAUGAUGGCCAAGUGUGAUCCACGUGAAGGAAAGUACAUGGCUUGCUGUUUGAUGUACCGUGGUACCGUCGUACCAAAGGAUGCUCAAAAGGCAGUGAACGACUUGAAGACAAAGAAGACCAUUUCAUUUGUCGAUUGGUCACCAUGCGGUUUCAAGUGUGGUAUCAACCACGAACCACCCACCGUCGUUCCAGGUGGUGAUUUGGCCAAGGUCGAAAGAGCCGUCUGUAUGUUAUCGAAUACCACAGCCAUCUCACAGGUAUUCUCUAGAAUCAACCACAAAUUCGAUCUCAUGUACACCAAGCGUGCAUUCGUGCACUGGUACGUCGGUGAAGGUAUGGAGGAAGGUGAAUUUGCCGAAGCACGUGAAGAUCUCAGCGCUUUGGAGAAGGAUUAUGAUGAUGUCAAAGAGAAUCAAGACGAUGAAGUAGAGGAAAUGUAA
Messenger RNA from Heterostelium album PN500, 1371 nucleotides. RefSeq names its product tubulin alpha chain. The record is from RefSeq and is a predicted model, not a curated record. NCBI's taxonomy places the organism in Eukaryota, Evosea, Eumycetozoa, Acytosteliales, Acytosteliaceae. Gene Ontology annotation, molecular function: GTP binding; structural constituent of cytoskeleton. Gene Ontology annotation, cellular component: cytoplasm; microtubule. The transcript has 2 exons. The coding region runs from base 1 to 1371 and encodes 456 amino acids. Gene Ontology annotation, biological process: mitotic cell cycle; microtubule cytoskeleton organization.